This is a messenger RNA of Pantherophis guttatus, 5871 nucleotides long. RefSeq names its product RNA binding motif protein 39 (gene RBM39). The record is from RefSeq and is a predicted model, not a curated record. Lineage: Eukaryota; Metazoa; Chordata; Lepidosauria; Squamata; Colubridae. Gene Ontology annotation, biological process: mRNA processing. Gene Ontology annotation, cellular component: nucleus. Gene Ontology annotation, molecular function: RNA binding.
GGCAGGAUAUUAGUUUUGCUUGGCUUCUCCAUUAUGAUUAAUUAUUUCACUUUCUCGAAGUCAAACAUAGGUAUUUGGAUGAAGGCUUUCUAUUGCAGAAAAUAGCUCUCAUUUAGGCUAAGCAACACAAAAUUAAAAAGUAGCUUUUCUUGUAAAAUGGCACUGUGAAACAAAGGGAGAGGGGUGAUUGAGCCACUUUCUAUAAAACCAGUAUUGUACAAGACAAUUCUUUUCCUGCCCUAUGGAAUGAAAUAGCAACAGGUAAAAUCGGGCACAGUGCACUAAAUGAAUUGGUUAGUGAUGGAAGUUCCAGUACUAUCAUUGUAAGUCAAAGUUCUUAUGGACCCUGCACAGUCCACAUGAAGUAGUAGAUUAAUACAAGUUGGUGCUUUAUCAUCAUUAAUUAUGGGUUGUGAUUGAGUACACCUUUCAUGGCAAUUGCAGUAGUGCUUAUAUAUCUCAAAAUUCCAAAUAUAAUAAUCCCCAAAGUUUGGAACUAUAUCAUUUUUGAAAAUAGUUGAAGACAACAGAGUAACUACCGUGUUUCCCCGAAAAUAAGACCCUGUCUUAUGUUUUUUUGAACCCUGAAAUAAGCGCUUGGCCUUAUUGCCAUGCGCUCAAAAACCAGAUAGGGCUUAUAAUUAGGGGAUGUCUUUAUUUUGGGGAAAACAGGGUAUGAGCCCAUGACAAUAUGUAAUCAACAGGGAUCUUGUACAGUGUUUUCAUGAUUUUUACUUUUAAAUUGUGAUAUAUCUGUUUCACAAUGUUCAAAAACAUAGCUGUUAGUUUUAAUCAGUCACAGGAAGCUUUAGGGCCACAGCAUGGGACUUGGGUUCUCCGUGUCUUGUGUAGAAGCUUUUUCAUGGGGUUGAAAAUACUUCAUUAGUUAAGUGAGUUUUGCCCCAUUUUUAGCCACAGUUCAGUGAAUCAUUGCAAUUGUUAAGUUAGUAACACGGUUAAGUGAAUCUGUCUUUACUUAACUGCACUUUCUGCACUUUGCUUGUCAGAAAGUUACAAAAGAUGAUCACAUAACCUCAGGACACUAUACAACUAUCAUAAAUAUGAACCAGUUGCCAAACAUUCAAAUUUUGAUCAUGUGACCAUGGGGAUGCUGCAACUGUCAUAAGUGUGACAAAUGGUCAUAAGUCAUUUUUUUCAGGGCUGUUGUAGCUUUGAACAGUCACUAAAUGAACUCUUGUAAGUUUUGGGCUACUUGUAUAAACAUUUUAAAGCAGUGGUCCCCAACCUUUUGGGCACCAGGGACUGGUUUCUUGGAGAGAGGUUUUUCCGCGGAAUGGAGGGGGUGUGGUUUUGUGUGCUGCCUGCAUCCCGUGGAUGGGACUUCGCUUGUUUGCGUGGACUGGUUUCUGGCAUUUCACGGACUGAUGUUGGUCCAUGGACUUUCUGGGGGUUGGGGACUCUGUUUUAAAGCACUAAAAUAAGAUGAAGUGCUAUUUUUUGUUUGCACUUUUGCUCUAAAUUGUUUGACCUAGAACAGAAUUCAUCGUUUAUUUGGCCAAACUCUAUUUGAUCUGGAUGGGAAAAUACAGGCUUCACCUCAGACUUAGGGAGAUAGAGUGGGUCCCUCUGUUAGUUUGGGAGACUUUCCAUCUUUUGUUCUGGAUGGAGUUGCGCUACCUCAGGCGAAACCUGUGGACAAUUGGGGGUCCUCCUCCAGUUCAAAGAAAAUGUGACAGCCAUGACUAGGAGAACCUUUGCAUAGCUUGCAUAGCAUCCAUUCCUCAGCCAGGAGGCUCUACUCACAGUCCCUCAUGUCUUGGUCACCUCCCUAUUGGACUAGUGCAAAGAACUUUAAAUGGGGCUGUCCUUGAAGAGCAUUUGGAAGGUUCAGCUGAUGCAAAAUACAGCAGUUUGGGCAAUUAAAGGUGCUUCUUAUUCAGCAUGUGCUCUGCAAGCCUGCAUUGAUUGCCAGUAUGCCUCUGACUUCAAUUGAAGGUUCUAGUAGUUACCUAUAAAGGCUUGCAACUAGGUUACUUGUGGAAGUGGCUCUUCACUGUUGUAUUUACUCUUCUUUUAGAUCUCACAGGAGAGGGAUGCUAUUCUCCCAGAGCAGACCUGGGCAUUUUAUGGCCCUUGGGCCACAACCAGCCCUUUGGCUGCCUCUGUCCAGUUGCAUCAGUUGUAAAUUAAAAAAUAAAUUUUAAACAGGCAUGCCGCAGUGGACAGAAAAGAAGCCAAGUGCGCUCACCAGCUGACCAUUUAGUCAGGUGGUGAGAGAAAGAACUUCUUUGCUUCUAUGGCAGAAGAGCAGCAGCCAAGGUGAGGCAAGGCUCUGCGCUCCCUCCUCCGUCAACAUGUGGGUGCCUCCAGCAGAAUUAAGUUCAGACUAUUGAUUUGGCCCUCCAUAACACUCCAAAUUUCUACAUGGACCCUCAGGAAAAAUUAAUUGCCAAUCCCUGCCCAAGAGAUUAGAUUUGCCCUGAUUUUGCUGUAUGUUCAAAACUUUGAAAACCGAUUUUAUUAUUGAGCCUUAGAUCCCAGCUAUGUGGUUGAGCCUAUAUCAUGGUUGUAUUGUUAGUUAUUUUUUAAUCUUCCCUGCUGUAUCUGUUGGAAUUGGAAAUAUAUUUUUGUGUUCACUGGGAGAUUUAUUCUACUGAAAACAGAAUAUUUAGAUUAUAGGAACUAUUAAAUUACAUUAGUAUAUCUAGUACAUUAGUAUAUCUAGAAUUUACAUUAGAAUUGUGCUGUUUUGCAUCUUGGUCAGACUUGUAGGACUUAUGUUAAAAAAUGGAUUUAACACAUAACAGAGUUGGAAGAGACUUUGGAGUCUUGUAGUCCAACCCAAUUUCUCUUGCACAAGCAGAAUACCCUCUACCAUUGCAGACAAGUGGCUGUCCAGUCUCUUCUUAAAAUCCUCCAUUGAUGCAGCAGCCCCAGCUUCUGAAGGCAAGCUGUUCCAUUAGUAUCUAUGUCAUCACCAUUGAGAUGCUUAUAAAACAUACAAUUUUCAUUCAUAUUGAAGUUUGUAUUAAUAAAGUUAAAUUUAGCAGUAUUUGCGGGUAUUCUAAUUAACCAAUAUUUGUUAGUAAAAUGAUGCAUUUAUAUAACACAUACUUAACGAUAGGAGUUAAAAAACCUGAUUUGGAUCUAGAUAAUUAUGAGCCAAAGAAACAUUAGUGGUGUUUGAUUAAUUCUUCAUGGAAAAAAAUAUCCAGUCCAUUAAAGCAAAUAUAUGGGAAGGUAUUUCUAAUGUGAGGACACUGAAUAUGAGGCUAAGCUAUUGAAUGAAUUUGUGGGUAUAAGGAGAUCUAAAGUAUAUAAAUCAAAUAUCUUACCUCAAUUUUGGUUCGCAUUUCUCACGUAAUGCUCUUCUGCUAGGUUGGAAACAGCCCUUCUGUGUGUGGAAGAGGCUUUCCUCUAGUGGAAGGGCUCCUUUGGAUCCAAGCCACUGGCUCCAGUGGCCAUUUGGAGCAUAUCUAACAAUACACAGGCAGUAGAGUGAAAAACCAGUGUCAUUAAAUGAACAAUGCAGAUACAGUUAUGAAGCUGAAUUUCCUAGAAAGGAACUUGGAGGAAAAAAAGCAAGAGCAGAAGUCGUAGUCAUGAUAGGAAGAGAAGCCGAAGCAAGGACCGCAAACGAAGCCGUGAACGUGAAAGAAAGAAAAGCAAGAGUCGAGAAAGAAAGCGCAGUAGAAGUAAAGAACGGAGACGCAGCCGUUCAAGAAGCAGAGAACGUCGAUUCAGAGGCCGUUACAGAAGCCCCUAUUCUGGUCCCAAGUUCAAUAGUGCCAUGAGAGGAAAAAUUGGCUUGCCACACAGCAUGAAAAUAAGCAGACGUCGAUCUAGGAGCAAAAGUCCUUUCAGAAAAGACAAGAGCCCUGUAAGAGAGCCUAUUGAUAAUCUUACUCCAGAGGAACGGGAUGCUCGAACAGUAUUCUGCAUGCAGCUUGCGGCGAGAAUUAGGCCAAGAGACCUGGAAGAAUUUUUCUCUACUGUAGGAAAGGUCCGUGAUGUACGCAUGAUAUCAGAUAGAAAUUCAAGACGUUCAAAAGGAAUUGCUUACGUAGAAUUCGUUGAUGUCAGCUCAGUUCCUUUGGCCAUUGGAUUAACUGGACAGCGAGUGUUGGGAGUGCCAAUUAUUGUACAAGCAUCUCAGGCAGAGAAAAACAGAGCAGCAGCAAUGGCUAAUAAUUUACAAAAGGGAAGUGCAGGCCCCAUGAGACUCUAUGUAGGCUCAUUACAUUUCAAUAUAACUGAAGAUAUGCUUCGUGGAAUCUUCGAACCAUUUGGCCGGAUUGAAAGCAUUCAGCUAAUGAUGGACAGUGAAACUGGGAGGUCCAAAGGAUAUGGAUUUAUUACUUUUUCAGACUCAGAAUGUGCUAAAAAGGCCUUGGAACAAUUAAAUGGAUUUGAACUGGCAGGUAGGCCAAUGAAAGUAGGACAUGUGACUGAACGUACAGAUGCAUCCAGUGCCAGUUCAUUUUUGGAUAAUGAUGAAUUGGAAAGGACUGGAAUUGAUUUGGGAACAACUGGUCGUCUUCAGUUGAUGGCAAGGCUUGCUGAGGGUACUGGUUUGCAGAUUCCUCCAGCUGCCCAGCAAGCACUGCAAAUGAGUGGAUCAUUAGCAUUUAGUGCUGUAGCAGAUUUACAGACAAGACUUUCUCAGCAAAGUGAAGUCUUAGCUGCAGCUGCUUCUGUACAACCACUUGCAACACAAUGCUUUCAGCUGUCCAAUAUGUUUAACCCUCAAACUGAAGAAGAAGCUGGCUGGGAUACAGAAAUUAAAGAUGAUGUGAUUGAAGAAUGUAACAAGCAUGGAGGUGUUGUCCACAUUUAUGUAGACAAAAAUUCAACUCAGGGCAAUGUGUAUGUCAAAUGCCCUUCAAUAGCAGCAGCAAUUGCAGCUGUCAAUGCAUUACAUGGAAGAUGGUUUGCAGGUAAAAUGAUCACAGCAGCAUAUGUUCCUCUUCCGACAUACCAUAAUCUUUUCCCAGAUUCUAUGACUGCAACCCAGCUCUUGGUUCCAACUCGGCGAUGAAGGAGGAUUGAGUCAGUUUUGUACAUAGCUAUUUUUGAAGGAAGACUUGAGUUACCUUUAUUUAGAUGAAAACAAAAGGAAAAAGAUGUAAAGUCCUUUUGUGUACAUUUCCUGUUACUUUUAAAGAAAUAUAUAUAAUAAGCAGGAAUGCUGUGAUUAUUCUCAUGAUUAGCAUUCCCACUGUAAACAAAGCUGACUACUUGUUCUGCCUUGUAAUUCUUGUACAUUUAGACUUUUGGCUAAAGUAUGGUGUAGGAACAGACAUAGGUUAUAGAAAAGAUUUUUUUUCUGUAAAAAGAUGGAGAGGACAUUUUUAAUGUUUUGCAAGCCUUCCUUUUAAUGCAGAAGUUGCAUUUUACAUUUAUUAAAAUGUAGAUGCUCUGCUAAAGGUUAAAAUCAGAUUUAACUGGACAUAUUUAGUGUGUUUUGUAUGGAUUGAAAAUUGAAGAGGCUACUGAACAAUUUUCAGUCAUCUGAUCUGCUCAUGUAAUAUUGAACAGCUGGUAAAAUUGAGAGGAUUAGAAGAUUUUAUUUCUAGAUGGUAACUUUUGAUUGUCUCUGUAAAAGUUUCUUGUAAAUAAGGUGUAAGGUGUGUUUAGAAUUCCAAACAAAGCUAUCUCUGCAUUUCCAGAUUAAAGUUCCAAUGAUUGCAGGGAAUGUACUUAAUUAAAAGUUGAAGUAGGAAAUGCAGGAAUAUAUUUUGUCUGGUUGCAUAUAAUCUCUGCUCUUUUUUAAGCUCUGUGAGCUCUGAAAUAUAUUUUUGGGUUACUUCAGUGUGUUUGACAAAACAGCUUAAUAUUUCUAUCAACAAACAACUUUCAUAUGGCAACAAUCUUUGUAAGAACCACUCAAAUAAAAUUCUCUCAAAGGCC